AUGCAACGUAUUUUCGUUGCACGAACAGUUGCAGCCGCAUCUUGUUUGAGACGUUCUCCUGCCGUGGCUUUGUUGAUCUCUACACGUCAAAGUAGUAGUAGUAGUAGUAGUAGUAGUGGUAAUAGCAGCAACAGCAAUAAUAACAGCAGUGAGAGUAAUAACAAGAAUGAUUCCAAGGAGAGAGAGACAAAACAAUCUUCUGCAAAUACGUCUAAGGAUGAGUCUCAUAAGAGUUCUCUAUAUAUUAACUUUAUGGGUUCAUCCUCACGAUUUACAUUUGCGUCUCCAAUAUCAACCUUAGCCGAUAUAAACGCAUUAGAGAGAGAACAAUUAACACAUUUCCCUCCUGAACGUUUGAAUGAUUAUUGUUGUAUUUACCUUGUGAAACUUCUGCGUUGGUGUUCUGAUAAACUCUUUCGAGAACGUUAUCUUCAUCGUGCCACGAUGUUAAAAACGAUUGCACCUGUAGCCCCAUUUUCUGGAGCUCUAGUCAUGUAUCUUCGCAUGAUGUUUAAAAAGAAAUCACCGGUUAGUAUAACAGGAAAAGGAGGAUAUGCAGAUGAAGUUCGAGGACUAUUGGCACAAGCCGAAUCACACGCUUCUCACUCUCAUUUUCUUAUGUGUGUAUCAGAAAUAACAUACAUUGAGCGAGUUGCGGUACUUUUUCUUCAAUCCAUACAUUUUACAAUAUUUAUGAUACUUUUUCUACUGUAUCCACGAAUGGCGUUUCGACUCUUGGGUUAUCUUGGUGAAGAGUCUGUAGUGAUAUGGACACAUAUGAUAAAUGAUAUUGAUUUGGGUAAAGUUAGCGAGCGAAUGGUGCCAAAAGAGGCGAUAGACUACUGGGGACUGCAUGGCUUCAAACCAGCAGUUGCUGGUGAGAUGAAGGAUAGUAGUUCUACAGAGGAUGAAGGCAAAGAGAAUAAAACAGAAACGCAGCAAUCAUUAGAGAAAGAAGAACAGCAAAAGGAAGAAGAUGUCUCAUCGGAGUUAAUUACAUUACGUGAUGUAAUUUUACUUUUGCGUUCUGAUGAAAUGGUAUGGCGUGAUGUAUGCCAUCGGGCUGCAAGUGAUGUUGACCAGACUCAAUCCAAAGAGAAGUCCUUCUUUUCCUCUUUUUUCUUGUAG
Messenger RNA from Trypanosoma theileri, 1128 nucleotides. Its product is annotated as GTPase activating protein of Rab-like GTPase. NCBI's taxonomy places the organism in Eukaryota, Euglenozoa, Kinetoplastea, Trypanosomatida, Trypanosomatidae. Gene Ontology annotation, molecular function: alternative oxidase activity. Gene Ontology annotation, biological process: alternative respiration. The transcript has a single exon. The record is from RefSeq and is a predicted model, not a curated record. Bases 1 to 1128 code for a protein of 375 amino acids. Gene Ontology annotation, cellular component: mitochondrion.